UAUCAUUAAAUGUAAGAUCUUAAUUCACUAAAUAAUUUUAAAACUCGUAAAAUUGAAUGAGUGUUGUUUACUGGUGGUUUGGGUGUUGUGGCAAACAAAUUUACAAUUAAAGGACUUGAUAUUUUUAUAGCGUGAGAGAAUUUUGAAUUUAGCAGAAACAUAGUUUUGUGUUUUUCUGGUGUGUUGUUUUUAUUAAAAAUUGAACCGAAGAGGUGGGCCGAGCUAUCUCAAAAUUUUCAUGCGUAGCUCCUCAAUAAAACUGAUGUCAAUACAUUAGAAAAGCGUCCUGAACUUAUCAUGAAAUUAAGAUUCAGUAUCGUCGUAUCUAGUAUGAAAAUCUUCAUCUACUGCAGUAAAGUUUGAACAGUUUAUUGUGCCGCAGCGGCUUGAUUUUCAGAUUAAAUUGACGAAUCACCAAAAAAAUACCGAAAGAGUCAGUUAGUCGAUGUUUGUAUUCGUCAGCAUUGCCAACGGAAACAUCGCAAAAGUACAUCCACAAACCACCACUUCUAAGCGGGAAGUGGCGCUUGUAUUUGCGAGCUGCGAAUGUUGCGAGCCGUGAACGUACAAAAGAAUUACUUCUUUUUUCUGGGAAAAUCUGCCGUGAGCGGGUCCACGCAUGUUUAUACCUUUGAUCCUAACGAUCAUUGCUCGACCAGUCGUAGUAAGUGUUGGACAUCCUAUCGUUCUACUUGGCAUUUGUUUUGAUCCAUCUUCCUCAAGUACGUGCAUAGGCUACUUUUCAUCGCUUUUGACAAGCAAUAUGGACGCUGAACGUAAAGCCAUAGUUGAUCAUUUGUCUCGAGGUGAUACCAAAGAUUUUGCGUUGAGUUCGGACAAAGAGUAUCAAAUAAAAAGUGCAAAAGAAUCUAUUGAAGCCAGAAAAAAAGGAAAUGACAUAUAUAUAAAAAAAAAGCAUACAGACUACGACCAUAGAAUGAUUCUGAAUUAUUAUAACAAAAGUAUAGCUUAUGCUCCUAAUGAAUCUGAAGAAUUGAUGUAUGCUUAUAGUAAUCGAGCAUAUUUACUGAUGCACAUCAAUAAAUAUAAUGAGGCGAUAGAUAGUUUAGAAAAAGCCCUACAAUUGACAAAUUCAACCAAGAUGAAAUUGAAACUAUAUUGCCAAAAAGUCAAAUGUCUUGCUGCUCUUGGAUCUUCAACAAAAGAUGAUGUAUUGAAAGAGAUUGAUGAAAUAUUCCAUACAUCAAAGAUAUCCGUAGAGGAUGCAACUUUUGUACCAAUUAUUAUUGAGAAAACAAAGUCUGAAGUAGCAUCAAUUAAGCGCUAUGAACCUAAAAAUCCAAAGUUAUUACAAGAAAAAGAAGAGCGUAAUAAAAUUAUUAAUGACAAAGAAAAAGUUCCAUUUGAAUUUGUUGAAAUAAAACCAACAGAAAAUAUAGGCAGAGGUCUAUAUGCCAAAACUGAUUUUAAAACAGGUGAUAUAGUAUUAGUAGAAAAACCUUGUUUAACUCAGCCAGAUUUUGCAAAUGGACAUGUAUUAUGCUGUCAUUGUUUAGCAGUUGCAUGGACUGGAAUUCCAUGUGAAACAUGUCAUGAAUAUAUAUUUUGUUCACUAAAAUGUAAAAGCAUGGCUUGGGAUGAGUAUCAUCACACUGAAUGCUCAAUAACACCAUAUAUUAUUCAACGUAACUCAGAAAUUCUUAAAUGGACUCACAUGAGCCUUAAAUUUAUCAUUUCAUUAGUGACAGAAAAUAAAUCAAUUGAUGAGCUUAAAUCAAAACUAAAAAUUUCCAAAAAUAAUAAAGUUGAAAUAGUGAUUGAUAAACCUGGACAAAAAUCGGAAUUAUUCAAUAAAUUGAUGAGGUUGUCUUAUAAGUUACCAGAUAAUAAAUAUGUAGGUGGUUGGGGUGAUAUACAUUCAAAUUGUGCUGCAUCCACCUAUACUGUUGAAACAUUGAUACUUUUGCUUAAGUACUCAUCGUUCUUUUCUGGAAAUUUGAGAACUAUGCAGUACAAUAAGUAUUCCAAGAAUGAAAAUUUUAUUUUUAUUGGAUCCUUACUCUUGAGAUUGGUGAAAAUCAAUGCCAUUAAUGGUCAUAAUAUUUCAGAUACUACACCUAGCGCCCAAAGAAAUUACUAUGCUAAAGGUAGAGGACUGUGCACUGGACUUAUCAGUAGUAUGAUCAAUCACAGUUGUUCACCGAACAUUAGAAAAUGUUUUUCAGAUGAAAUGAAGUUUGUUUAUUAUGCAGUAGAACCAAUUACUAGUGGAACACAGCUUUUAGAUUCAUACGAUGCCUGCUUUUAUGAGACUCCUAAAAGUAUGCGUAGAAUGCAAAUAUAUACAACUUUUGAUUGCCAUUGUAUUGCCUGUGAGGGAAAAUGGCCUCCUUAUUUGGUACAUGGUAUGUCUGAAUUUAUUACUGCUCAUCUACAGGAAAAUGAUCCAAAAUUUUGGUCGCUAGAAAAGAGUUAUUUGGACAAAAUCAAACCAUUAAAAGCCAAAAUGUCUGAUCGAGCAUUCUAUUUGCGUAAAGAUUCAAUACAAACUGUGACUAAUUUGAUGAAUGAAAUAAUAAUACCUCAGCCUAGCAUAGCUAGAUCUAACUUACUUCACGUUGUUAAUCAUGCUCUUCAGACCUAUUAUGGUCUUACUGAGCCCUUUGAAAAUUGUUAAAUGAGCUUUAGUUAUUUCAUAGAAGACAAUGGUUUUAUAAAUUAAAAACUUUUGCAUAAUCUUUUGUUAGAUAGCUUUGAAAAAGCCAAUACAUUUAAAUAGUUCUUGAACCUAUUAUUGAAUAAGUUGUUUCAAUAAGUUUGAAUGUAAAACAUACACAUUUAUGUAUAAUACUUAAAAACCUUUACGUUCUUAAUUAUACUAGUGUAAUUAAGCAAUUUUUCGCUGACAUGCAUAUUUCAAUCUAUGAUGUUUUUAUAAAAAAAUCAUACUUUUGUGCACAAUAAAAAGCAACUAGAAAUGAUAAAA
Trichogramma pretiosum is the source of this 2947-nucleotide messenger RNA. RefSeq names its product SET and MYND domain-containing protein 4-like. The transcript is spliced from 5 exons. NCBI's taxonomy places the organism in Eukaryota, Metazoa, Arthropoda, Insecta, Hymenoptera, Trichogrammatidae. The record is from RefSeq and is a predicted model, not a curated record. Gene Ontology annotation, molecular function: protein binding. Bases 620 to 2638 code for a protein of 672 amino acids.